UCCGGCAGCGGCUGGGAGCGGCCGUUGGGAGCCCGGCCCCUCCUGGGCCUGCCUGGCGCAAGCAUGUUUCUUUCCUCCCCGGUGGCCGUGCUGUGUCUGGGUAUGGAUGGCAAGAAAUACAGCGUGUGGAUGUUUUUACCUCUUGUGUUUACUGUGUUUACAUCAGCUGGAUUAUGGAUAGUGUACUUUAUAGCAGUGGAGGAUAACAAAAUUAUCCCACUAAAUGUACUGGAUAGGACACCCGGUUCCAAAAGACCACCUUAUAUAAGUAUUGCAGGUGACGCACCUCCUGCAAGCUGCGUGUUUAGCCAAGUCAUGAACAUGGCGGCAUUUCUAGUACUUGUUUUGGCUAUCCUGCGCUUCAUUCAGCUGAAGCCGAAGGUGCUAAACCCUUGGCUGAAUGUCAGCGGCCUGGUGGCAUUAUGCUCGGCCUCUUUUGGGAUGACCCUACUCGGCAACUUCCAGCUUUCCAGUGAUGAGGAGAUCCACCUUGUGGGCACAUCACUGACCUUUGGUUUUGGGACCUUGGCGUGCUGGAUCCAGUCUGCCCUCACCCUCAAGAUCAACCUGAAGAAUGAGGGGCGGAAAGUCGGGAUUCCACGAGUCGCCCUGUCAGCCAGCAUCACCCUCUGCAUGGUGCUCUAUUUUAUCCUCAUGGCACAGGGCAUUCACAUGCAUGCCUCCAGGAUCCAGUGGGGCCUGGUGAUGUGCCUUGUGUGCUUCUUUGGUACCUUCGCAGCAGAGUUCAGGCACUACAGAUUUGAAAUCGUUUGCUCUGAGUAUCAGGAGAACUUUCUGAGCUUCUCUGAAAGCCUGUCAGAAGCCUCUGAGUACCAGACGGAUCAGGUGUAGCUGGUGCUCUGAUGGGGGGAGUGGGGUAGGUGUGGUCUCAUGGGUUAAACAUGACCUCAUUUACACUUC
Messenger RNA from Pezoporus flaviventris, 921 nucleotides. RefSeq names its product transmembrane protein 150C (gene TMEM150C). The transcript has 8 exons. Bases 64 to 852 code for a protein of 262 amino acids. The record is from RefSeq and is a predicted model, not a curated record. Lineage: Eukaryota; Metazoa; Chordata; Aves; Psittaciformes; Psittacidae.